Messenger RNA from Meloidogyne enterolobii, 504 nucleotides. NCBI's taxonomy places the organism in Eukaryota, Metazoa, Nematoda, Chromadorea, Rhabditida, Meloidogynidae. The record is from the annotation of a GenBank genome assembly.
AAAAAAGACCACAAAAAGCCGUUCACAUUUUCAGCAUUUCCUUAUAUUUUAAUAAUGCAAUCAAAAAAUAAGAGAUUACCUCUUGAAUUGCUGGUUGAUAUAUUUAAAUCUACAGAAGGGGCAAUAUUGAAAUCAUCUAAAGUUUGUGAGGAAUGUGAAAUGUUAUUUCGUCAUGUUAAAGUUUUGUUAACUUCUUCAUCUAUUGUUUAUACAUUUAUUGGGGAAAAUUGUCAAAAAAUAUGGGCGUUAAUCCGGUUGGAAAAAGAGCGUAUUGAGAUGCAUUUGAGAGAAGAAAAAGAGUUUCUUGAAGAAAAAUUUGCUAAACUCAUUGAAAUAAGACGGCGAUUAAUUGAAAAACAAAGGAAAAGAAUUGAGACAAUUAGAGUGAAAAUUAAAAAGCAUAGAAAAGCUGGCAAUGAGAUGGAAAUUGAUGAGAAUGGACCAAUUGCAAAACGUACUCGUUCCCAUUAUGUUUCAUCAAAUGACAAAGAAAGUAAGAAAUGA